GUCCCGGUCCCACCUUCCCUGACCCCCAUGUCAGCAACUGCUCGGCCAAGCGGCACGCGGGGGAGGAGGAGGUCAGGAUGCGCGUGAAGCCCCCGGGCCCAGUGGUAACGACCAGCGUUGUGCGUGGCUCGCCCGACUACGUCCGAGAGCCCAAGUUCUACCCUCCGGGCCACCCGGCGCAGCGGCCCCCGCACCGCAAAUACGCCCUGCGCCGGACAGACAAGCCAAAGAUGCUGUGCCGCCGGAGGAGGGCAGGGCGAGGGCGCCGGGUGGACAUCACCCCCGAGAGCCGCGUCUUGUCCCCUCUUGCCCUGCCUGCCGAGGUGCCCCCCGAGCCUGAGGAGCCCAGCACCCCGCUACUGGCCCCCCCUCCCCCACCUCCCACCACUCUGGACCCCGACGAGGUGUCCAAGGCCCCUGCGACGGGGAAGAAAAACAAGUGCCGAGGGGUGAGGAAGAUGGUAGUGAAGAUGGCCAAGAUCCCUGUGUCCCUGGGGAGGAGGAACAAGACCACCUACAAGGUGUCGUCGCUCAGCAGCAACCUCAACCUGGAGGGCAAGGAGCUGGCGGCCAGCAGCUCCAUGGAGCCCACGCCGCUGCUCAAGAUGAAGAACAAUGGGCGCAACGUGGUGGUGGUCUUCCCCCCAGGCGAGAUGCCCAUCAUCUUGAAGCGCAAGAGGGGCAGGGCCCCCAAGAACCUGCUGCUGGGCCAAACCAAGCCCAAGGAACCCGUCCCGGAGGUGAAGAAGAGGAGGAGAAGGAAGCAGAAGCUGGCUUCCCCUCAGCCAUCCUACAUCGCCGACACCAACGACAGCAAGGCUGACUACUCGGACGUGUUGGCCAAGCUGGCCUUCCUCAACAGGCAGAGCCACUCUCCCAGCAGUGCCCACAGUGCCGGCUACGCGCCGCCGACGGCCGGUCCCAGCUUGCCCUUGGGCAAAGCUGCCUUCUUCAACAGCACCGAGCAAGGGGGACAGUUCUCCAGCGCAGCCCACACCCCCCUGCGCUGCGACAGCCGGGCCAGCACCGUGUCGCCCGGUGGCUACAUGGUGCCCAAGGGCUCAGCUUCCUUCCAACCCUCACCCGAAAACUGCCGGCAGUUCCCCAGCGCCGCGCCCUGGGCUUUCCGGCAAGGCUACGGUGGGUUGGAUUGGAGCUCGGAGGCCUUCAGCCAGCUCUACAACCCAGGGUUCGAGUGUCACCUCAACGAGCCCAAUGUCAUCCUGGACAUCUCCAACUACACCCCGCAGAAAGCUAAGCAGCAGACGGUCUCAGAGACCUUCUCCGAGUCCUCCUCUGACAGCACCCAGUUCAACCAGCCGGCCGGCUACCGGCGUGCCAACAGCGAGGCCUCCUCCAGCGAGGGCCAGUCCAGCCUCUCCAGCCUGGAGAAGCUGAUGAUGGACUGGAAUGAGGCAUCCUCUGCCCCAGGCUACAACUGGAACCAGAGUGUCCUCUUCCAGAGCAACUCCAAGCCCGGUCGAGGCCGACGGAAGAAGGUGGACAUGUUUGACACCUCCCACCUGAACUUCUCCUCCUCUUCUUCCUCCUCCUCUGUCUACCCCUCCAAGAGGAGCACAGGACCCCGGCAGCCUCGGGGCUCCCGGGGAGCUUGUGCCUCCAAGAAGGAGAGGGGGACGGGCAAGGCCAAGUUCCCCACCAAGUCACAGGUGGUCAACCCCCUCUUCCAGGAGAGCACGGACCUGGGCUUGGACUACUACAGCGGGGACAGCAGCAUGUCCCCCCUGCCCUCCCAAUCCCGGGGCUUCGGGGUGGGCGAGCGGGACCCCUGUGACUACGCCGGCCCCUAUUCCAUGAACCCCUCCACCCCCUCGGACGGGACAUUUGUCCAGGGCUUUCAGAGUGACUCCCCCGGUUUGGGGCAGCCGGAUUUGGAGAGCAAGCACUUCCCUGCCCUCCCGCACCAGCUGGCGGGUCCCGGCCAGCAGACUGUCUUUGAGGCCGGUUUGCAGAAAGCCUUCUCGCCCAACUGCUCCCCAACCUUGGCCUUCAAGGAGGACCUACGGGCCGGGGACAUCCGGAAGCUGCCCGCCUGCGACUCGCUCAAACACAGCAUGCAGGGGGGGUCCCUGCCGCACGCCCCCCACCUGCCGUGCCGCGAUCUCCCCAUGCCUCAACCGCACUAUGACUCCCCCAGUUGCAAAAACCCCCCGUACUGGUAUUCCCCCAACGCCAGCACCCGCAGCCCUUCCUACGACGGGAAAGCGGGGGCCGGGAUGCUGGUAGACUUCAUGGGGAGGACGGACCCCACGUGUCUCAACCCCCACUUGAGCAGCCCAAGCAGCACCCACCCCUCCAAGGGUGAGAAGGAACCCUUGGAGAUGUCCCGGGCGCACCACCGAGGACCCUACGCUUGUCCCUUGAUCAAUGACUUGAACAUCUCCCCCGUACCAAGAGACUCAAUGCUGCAACUGCAGGACAACUACAGGUACCCCAGUUUUGCACCCCAAGGGCACCCCGUCAUGGCCCCCACCCAGAAGAGCGGGUUUUUGGGACCCAUGGUAGAGCAACAACACCCUGAGGACACUUUUACGGUCACCUCAUUGUAGUGUCUGCUGACGUGCCAACCGGACAACGAGGUUUUGU
Chaetura pelagica (chimney swift) is the source of this 2607-nucleotide messenger RNA. RefSeq names its product AT hook, DNA binding motif, containing 1 (gene AHDC1). The record is from RefSeq and is a predicted model, not a curated record. Lineage: Eukaryota; Metazoa; Chordata; Aves; Apodiformes; Apodidae. The annotation marks the transcript as partial. The transcript is spliced from 3 exons.